Copidosoma floridanum is the source of this 2030-nucleotide messenger RNA. It is a transcript of the gene RIOK2, whose product is annotated as RIO kinase 2. NCBI's taxonomy places the organism in Eukaryota, Metazoa, Arthropoda, Insecta, Hymenoptera, Encyrtidae. The record is from RefSeq and is a predicted model, not a curated record. Gene Ontology annotation, cellular component: cytosol; nucleus; preribosome, small subunit precursor. Gene Ontology annotation, biological process: maturation of SSU-rRNA; protein phosphorylation. Gene Ontology annotation, molecular function: ATP binding; protein serine/threonine kinase activity.
AGAAAUAGAAGCAAAAUGGGCAAGCUGGACGUGAAGAUGAUGCGCUACUUGACGCGCGAAGACUUCCGCGUGUUGACAGCUAUCGAGAUGGGUAUGAAAAACCAUGAGCUCGUACCCGGAGCCCUCGCCGCUCAAAUCGCCAAUCUUCGUCACGGCGGACUUCACAAAAUCAUGAAGGACCUGUGCAAGCACCGGCUACUCAGUUACGAGAGCACUAAGCGUUACCAGGGCUAUCGUUUGACCAACACCGGCUACGAUUACCUGGCACUCAAGACACUCGCAGCUCGUGGACUCCUCGACUCGUUUGGCAACCAGAUUGGCGUCGGCAAAGAGUCAAAUAUUUACGUCGUAUCCAAGAAUCGCGUGGAACACUACGUCCUUAAGCUUCACAGAUUAGGCAGGGUUUGUUUCCGUAAUAUAAAAAUCAAACGAGACUACCAUCAACACAGAAAACACAUGUCUUGGCUUUACAUGUCGAGGGUAUCUGCUGCCAAAGAGUUUGCUUUCAUGAAGGCUCUUCACGACAGAGGUUUCAAAGUACCUAAACCAAUCGAUGUUAACAGGCACUGCAUUAUCAUGGAGCUGAUCGAUGGUGUACCGCUAUGUAAUGUCCACGAGGUUGAGAAUGUGGAAAAGUUGUACGAUGAACUGAUGAAUACUAUUUGCAGGCUCGCUUACCAUGGAGUCAUACACGGUGAUUUCAAUGAGUUCAAUAUCAUGCUCAUGGCUGAUGAGACGCCUAUUCUCAUUGACUUUCCACAGAUGAUAUCCACUAAACAUGAAGAUGCAGAACUUCACUUUGAGCGUGAUGUAAAUUGUAUAAGAGAGUUUUUCAGAAGACGCUUCGCUUAUGAAAGCACAACAUAUCCGGAAUUUAAUGAAAUCGUUGGAGAAAAGAAUGCAGAAUACAAAAAGACAUCAAAAGUCAUCUUACAUUCACCUGAGGUGAGCGAUGAUGAAGAUGGAGAAGAUGAAGAAGAAAAUAUGGAAAAGUCCAUUAGUGACUUACAAAGAAAAGUGGAUGAAUUGAAUGUAGGCAUGGAUAAAGAAGUUACUUUGUCUUUUCAAGAAAAAGAAGAAUCUGACAGUGACUCUACAGUUUGCGAUGACAAAGAAACUUUUAAAUUAGAAAAUGAUUUAAUUAAGAAUACAUUUAUACCACCAAAUGGAGAUCAAGAAGUAGAUCGAUCUGUGAAUGAUGAUACAGACUCAUUGAAAAUUCAAGAAUUAGAGCAAGUUUCAUUUGAGUAUAGUGAAUCACAUGAUAGUAAAACAUCGAAUCAAUCUUCCAAUAAAGAUAUUAAGUAUGACCCAGACCAUGUACCUGAUGCCGAACAUGAUUUUAAACAAAUGAUGGCUGAUUUUUAUCUUGACUGUGGUGCAAGUGAUACUUCUCAUUACACGGAAACUAUGUCCAUAGCUUCUACUAUAAUACCAGAAGGUUUGGUGAAAAAAAGAGUCAAAGCAGAUUUAUUGAAACGUGAAAAGAAAACAACAAAAUUGCAGGUUCAGAGGAAACUCAAAAAAUCUGGAGUGCAAAAUAAAAACAGAAGAGACAAUAAAAAUGUUGCUAGAGAAAAUAUUGACGUUUGGGACGAUUUGUAAAAAAAAAGUUUAUUGUGUAAAUUAUCUAAAAAUUACUAAAGUAUCUAUUUAUAAGAUCCUAUGUAAUUUUACAUAUUUUAUAUGUGAUUGUUAUAAAAAUGAAAACAACAUCCAUCUUUAUUGAUUACUUUAAAAAAUUAAUUAUUUCAAGUACUUAUACUCUAAUUUGCCGCAGAUCAAAACAUAUAUUACAAAUUUCAUCAGAUUUAAAACCUUUCUCCUGCAAAAUAUAUAACUGCUGAUAUUUCCUCGUAGCUAUGCAAAACGUACACGAAUUAAAUUUUGUUUGCCAUAAUAAAAAAUUUAUAAAAAAUUCAUCUUGGAGUGAUUUAAAAAAAUAAAUAACAUUCACCAGUACUUGACAUCAACAAUAUUUUUAAUUCGUCGUAAAAAAUAACACCAAGCUAUACUGUUUGUAUAAAUAA